This is a messenger RNA of Fonsecaea pedrosoi CBS 271.37, 921 nucleotides long. RefSeq lists its product as uncharacterized. NCBI's taxonomy places the organism in Eukaryota, Fungi, Ascomycota, Eurotiomycetes, Chaetothyriales, Herpotrichiellaceae. Bases 1 to 921 code for a protein of 306 amino acids. Gene Ontology annotation, molecular function: oxidoreductase activity. The record is from RefSeq and is a predicted model, not a curated record. The transcript has 3 exons.
AUGAACGGGCAUUUGGAUGCAUCCAGCCUGAAGGACAGGUCAGUCAUUGUCACAGGAGGGGCUUCUGGCAUCGGCCUCGCAGCCGUCACACGCUUCGCGGAAGGUGGAGCCUAUGUCACCAUCGCAGACGUUCAAGAUGCUCUCGGAAACAAAGCGGCUGCUGAUCUCAACGCCAAGGGCUGUCAUGUCUCCUUCGUCCACUGUGACACAACCGACUGGGAAUCGAGUGUGGCGGCAUUCAAACAUGCUGCUUCCUUUGGACCAAACAGAUCUCUGGACGUGGCCUUGCUGAAUGCUGGUGUAGGAGGUGACAGAGGUAGCUUGACAGACCAAGUGCUGGCAGCUCCUGAGCCUUCAUUGGAUCCCGACGUUAUUCCAACCCGUCCGAGCCGCAAAGGAGCCGCUGUGAACUUCCUGGGAGUAUAUGACAAUUGCUGGUUGGCGUUGCACUAUAUGCGUCUGCCCUCGCAGGUCGAACCAACAACCACACCGCAAAAAUCAAUAAUCCUUACUGCUUCUCUGGCAGCUUAUGCUGACAUGCCGGCCUCUUCUGAUUAUAAUGCUUCAAAGUUUGGCGUCCGAGGCCUUUUCCGAGGGCUCCGACAUACAACCGCUGCGCUCAAUGUCCGGGUCAACCUGCUCGCGCCUUACUGGAUCAACACGCCCCUCGUUCAGUCAGCCCUACCCGCGUUGGAGGCAAGAGGGUUGAAGCCAGGUCAAGGAUUGUCGUGGGCUAGCAUCGAUGAUGUGGUCGAUGCCAUAAUUAGAUCCGCUACGGACCCGAGUGUUGGCGGUAAAGCUUGGGCAAUUUGGCCAGAAGGCUACAUUGACAUGGGAGAGGACGAGGCUGGGGGUUGGGCAGGCGAUCAUUUGAGGAAGCACUGGGAAAUCCAGAGACAGAAGGGUGAUAACAUGCUGUAA